This is a messenger RNA of Zingiber officinale, 1212 nucleotides long. Its product is annotated as NADH dehydrogenase [ubiquinone] flavoprotein 2, mitochondrial-like. The record is from RefSeq and is a predicted model, not a curated record. Gene Ontology annotation, molecular function: NADH dehydrogenase activity. Gene Ontology annotation, biological process: mitochondrial electron transport, NADH to ubiquinone. The transcript is spliced from 10 exons. NCBI's taxonomy places the organism in Eukaryota, Viridiplantae, Streptophyta, Magnoliopsida, Zingiberales, Zingiberaceae. Bases 91 to 876 code for a protein of 261 amino acids.
CGUCGACAAUAAUAACAUAGGACGCGAGCCCUCUUUUUCUAGCUCUGAUUUGUGGCAUCGCUGCGAACCCUUCUGCGCCGAUCGCCCGUCAUGUUCUCGCGUCUGGCGGCCAAGCGCCUCUUGGAGAUUCGCCGGGUGCUGCGUCCGUCGCUGCCGCUUUCUUCGCCCGCUUCUACUGCCGCAAGAUCCUUCUCCACAGCCCUGAACUAUCACAUUGAUUCGCCGGAUAACAAGCCCGACGCACCAUGGGAAUUUACUGCCGCGAAUAUGGAGAGGGUCAAGGAGAUAAUGUCCCAUUAUCCUUCAAAUUACAAGCAAUCUGCUGUUAUUCCUUUAUUGGAUCUUGCACAGCAACAACAUGGUGGAUGGCUACCCGUUUCUGCAAUGAAUGCUGUGGCAAAGGUUAUAGAAGUUGCUCCCAUACGUGUCUAUGAAGUUGCUACAUUCUAUUCAAUGUUUAAUCGGACAAAGGUUGGUAAGUAUCACCUCUUGGUUUGUGGAACAACACCUUGUAUGAUACGGGGAUCUCGAGAAAUUGAAGAGGCUUUGCUAAAGCACUUGGGGGUAAAACGCAAUGAAGUAACAAAGGAUGGAAUGUUUUCAGUUGGUGAAAUGGAGUGUAUGGGUUGUUGUGUCAAUGCACCUAUGAUCACCGUAGCUGACUACAGCAAUGGCUCGGAGGGAUACACAUAUAACUACUAUGAGGAUGUUACACCGAAACGAGUUGUUGAGAUCGUUGAGAUGUUGAGAAGAGGUGAAAAACCUCCGGUCGGAACUCAAAAUCCCAACCGUAUAAGGAGCGGACCAGAAGGAGGAAACCUUACCUUACUUGGGGAAUGCAAGCCACCUCCAUGCAGGGAUCUAGAUGCCUGCUGAAUUCAGUUGCAGCUUUAUCAUGAACUUUUUUGAAGCAUCAAAGUCUGAUAACUUGGCCUUGAGAUCGAAGUCUUUGCCAUGAGCAAUAAUUAUACUCCAAUAAACUACUUCAACUGGCUUAAAAUGAAUAUUGUUCCACUGUUUAUUCUUCGUGUCAUUUUUUCAGGCCCAUGGUCAUUGUUGUCACAAUUGAAAUGGCCCUCCUAGAAUGAAGCAACCAUGGCUUCUCUUUCUUGUGUUGGAGUAAACUUUUACUUUCAUGUUUGGUUCUCCAUGUUGGGGAUGACAAUUCAACCUAUCUUAAUGGAGAUAUGCACAAUGAGUUGUGAAGUUUCA